AUGGAGAAUAGCGCUGGUGAUUCAAAGACAGCAGUCGACUAUCUCGAUCCCACUAACGAGCCAGAGCCAUCUACCGAGACUGGUUUGGGCUCUCACUUUGGCAGUUCGUUUGAUCCAUCUAUGAAGAAGAAUGCCACCAGACAGCAGCCUGCUCAGUCGGCACCACAAGCAUCAGCGGCUGAGAAACUCUCAACCACGUCGUCCAGCAUGACGACCGCGCAACUGCAGGCGGCCGCUGCCGAGGGUGAUCCCAACAACUUGCAGAAGAAGAAGUAA
Ramularia collo-cygni is the source of this 276-nucleotide messenger RNA. RefSeq lists its product as uncharacterized. The coding region runs from base 1 to 276 and encodes 91 amino acids. The transcript is spliced from 2 exons. Lineage: Eukaryota; Fungi; Ascomycota; Dothideomycetes; Mycosphaerellales; Mycosphaerellaceae. The record is from RefSeq and is a predicted model, not a curated record.